AUGGAGGAGUCAGAGCUGUGUGGACAGGAGCUGUGUGGACAGGAGCUGUGUGGACAGGAGCUGUGUGGACAGGAGCUGUGUGGACAGGAGCUGUGUGGACAGGAGCUGUGUGGACAGGAGCUGUGUGGACAGGAGCUGUGUGGACAGGAGCUGUGUGGACAGGAGCUGUGUGGACAGGAGCUGCGUGGACAGGAGCUGCGUGGACAGGAGCUGCGUGGACAGGAGCUGCGUGGACAGGAGCUGUGUGGACAGGAGCUGUGUGGACAGGAGCUGUGUGGACAGGAGCUGUGUGGACAGGAGCUGUGUGGACAGGAGCUGUGUGGACAGGAGCUGUGUGGACAGGAGCUGUGUGGACAGGAGCUGUGUGGACAGGAGCUGUGUGGACAGGAGCUGUGUGGACAGGAGCUGUGUGGACAGGAGCUGUGUGGACAGGAGCUGUGUGGACAGGAGCUGUGUGGACAGGAGCUGUGUGGACAGGAGCUGUGUGGACAGGAGCUGUGUGGACAGGAGCUGUGUGGACAGGAGCUGUGUGGACAGGAGCUGUGUGGACAGGAGCUGCGUGGACAGGAGCUGUGUGGACAGGAGCUGUGUGGACAGGAGCUGCGUGGACAGGAGCUGUGUGGACAGGAGCUGUGUGGACAGGAGCUGUGUGGACAGGAGCUGUGUGGACAGGAGCUGUGUGGACAGGAGCUGUGUGGACGGAUGGCAGCAGCACUUUCCACCCCAAGGGCCAGGCUACCAGCUCUUCGGGACCACGACUAUUAA
This is a messenger RNA of Knipowitschia caucasica, 765 nucleotides long. NCBI's taxonomy places the organism in Eukaryota, Metazoa, Chordata, Actinopteri, Gobiiformes, Gobiidae. The record is from the annotation of a GenBank genome assembly.